AUGUCAUUUGCUAGUGCCGCUGCCAUCAGAAAGAGUCUUCAAAAACCUUCCACCAUCCUAGUGGACGUUAGAACAGGGCUGGAGGCAAUGAUCUCGGGAAAGAUUGAAGUAGAAGGACACAAGACAUACCAAUCUUCCUUUGUUUCGAGUAUCGCCAAGGAGUGGGAUAGAGAUACUGAUAUCAUUGUGUAUUGUGCAUCGGGGGCCCGAUCAGCUGGUGCCAAGGGAACUUUGGAAGGUAUGGGAUUCAAGACUGUAUUGAAUGGAGGGGGUUAUUCUGAUAUGAAAUCGAUGGGGUUUUAG
Messenger RNA from Cylindrotheca closterium, 303 nucleotides. The record is from the annotation of a GenBank genome assembly. Lineage: Eukaryota; Bacillariophyta; Bacillariophyceae; Bacillariales; Bacillariaceae.